Molecule: messenger RNA, 1611 nt
Organism: Ananas comosus (pineapple)
Lineage: Eukaryota; Viridiplantae; Streptophyta; Magnoliopsida; Poales; Bromeliaceae
Product: putative UPF0481 protein At3g02645
Exons: 2
Coding region: 1-1611 (536 amino acids)
Source: RefSeq, a predicted model, not a curated record
AUGUUCUUGAAUCGGAACCAUCCUUUCGAUGAACUCCGAUGGGUGAUCCAAAUCCGUCGAAUCAUCGACGACGACGAGGUCGAAGUCGGCGAAGAUCAACCUAUCUCAAUCUUCGAAGUUCCGAAGCCUCUACUUGGCAACAAGCCCGACGCCUACGUUCCUCAGCUCGUCGCGAUCGGCCCGUACCACCAUUGCCGAGAAGAAUUGCGGGACAUGGAGAGGUACAAAAUCUCCGCGGCACGCAGAAUCCAAGCCCAACUCCCUAGCACGAGUUUUCGACAAAUUGUGACCAUCUUCGGCAAGCUCGAGCUUCGGAUUCGGGCUCACUAUCACAGGUACCUCAAUCUCAACGGCGAAACCCUCGCGUGGAUGAUGGCAAUCGACGCGUCGUUCCUUCUCGAAUUCCUUCAAAUCUACACCACAACUGAGCAUGGCAAAACUAUGCACAGGAUUCCCUCUAGGAUGAUCCACUUAGUGGACACCGCGCGCCGAACAUCGGCACACAACAUGAUUCUUUGUGACAUAGUGAUGCAGGAGAAUCAGAUUCCUCUCUUUCUACUCCAAAAGAUAAUGGAAAUCCAAUGCCCACAACCCGAACCUGCCGUAGAAUUUCUAUCGUCGAUGUUGGUCGGAUUCUCAAGGGAAAUUUCGCCAUUCAAGAAGAUUGCGCACCCUUCAUGCGUCGAUACCUCACAAUACGCACACUUGUUAGAGUUCCUCUAUUGUAACAUUGUACCGAAGCACGAAGAACCUUAUGAAACCACACCGAAGGAUGAUCACGACGAAAAUGAAGUGCAAAGAUUUAUUCGUAGCAUCAAACGGCUUACGAUCGCGGUAACAAGCUACGUGUUCGACCGAAUUCGAGCACUUUUAUCGGUGAUCAUCAAAUUCGUAGUGAAAAUUCCGUUGAGAGUUCUCGCAAACGUUCCACCACUCUCAAUCAUAAAAAUCCCUAUUGAGGAAACUCUCUUUUGCCAAAUGGAUCAAACCCCCAAAAUAAGCAAUGUAAGUGUGACACCGCUACUCGAAGAGAUCGCGAUCCCUUCGGUGGCCGAACUAGCCUACGCAGGUAUAAAGCUAUCUCCUACUAAAGGUGAUCUCUCGACAAUUGAGUUCAAUGUAGAUAAAGCUACACUUCAUUUACCCGUGAUUAGUCUCGACGUGAACACCGACAUCGUGUUACGUAACUUGGUUUCAUACGAAGCAUCGAUAGGGUCAAGGCCCCUGUUCUUUGCGCGAUACAUUGAACUAAUGAACGGAAUUAUAGACACAGAAGAGGAUGUGAAACUCUUGAGGGAGAAAGGGAUCAUAAUGAACCAUUUGAAGAGCGACAAAGCGGUUGCGGAGCUAUGGAACGGGAUGACGAGAUCGAUAAGGCUAACGAGGGUCGCGAGAUUGGAUAAGCUUGUGGAGGAUGUGAAUGAGUAUUAUCAUAGCAGGUGGAAAGUAAAGAUGAGGAAUUUUAUGAGGAGAAAUGUGAAGUGUGGUUCUACAUGGGAUUGUGCUGCGUUGUUAGUAGUUGUUUUGUUCUUGUUUGGUGUAGGUUUGCAAGCGUUUUGUUUGGCUCAUGGGUGCAUUAGAGUGUCUCCUGAGAGAAAGGUAAGGGCAUGA